AUGGAAGGUGGCAACACAACCACGGUCACCGAAUUUGUUCUCCUAGGACUAUCUAACAACCCUCACAUCCAGGCAGUACUAUUUGUAACAUUCCUGGUGGCUUACCUCCUGACCUUCACAGGGAACCUGCUGAUGCUGCUGGUGAUCAGUACUGAUUCCCACCUCCACAGCCCCAUGUACUUCUUCCUCAGCCACCUCUCCUUCCUGGAUGCCUUCUAUUCCUCCAUCAUUGUCCCUAAGCUGCUAGAGCACCUUCUUUCCAACUGGAAGACUGUAUCCCUCCUUGAGUGUUUCGCCCAGAUCUCCUUGGUCAUAUUUUCUGCAGCCACUGAAGCUUGCCUCCUUUCAGUCAUGGCCUAUGACCGGUUCCAGGCUGUGUGCCACCCACUGUUGUAUGCGGUGGCUAUGAACAGGAAGGUGUGCACUGGCCUGGUGGGAGCAUCCUGGGCCAUAGGAAUGGGGACGGGCUUAGUUAACACCAUCCUCCUGGCUCAGCAUCACUUCUGUGGCCCCAACCUUGUCCGGAGCUUUGCCUGUGAGCUUCCCCCAGUGCUCCUGCGCUGCUCUGACCCCUCCGUUAGCAUUGCCUUCAUCCUGACAAGCACAGCUAUUCUCGGCUUUGUCACCCUUGUUCUCCUGCUGGGUUCCUACACCUGUAUCAUCAUGACAGCCUUAAGGAUCAACUCUGCCACAGGUCGGAGCAAGAUCUUCUCUACCUGCUCAUCUCAUUUCCUUGUGGUCACCAUCUUCUAUGCUUCAGGACUUUCCAGGUACAUGACUCCAGCUUCCGGCUCAGUCUUGGAGCAAGUGCUGUCUGUGCAGUACAGUGUGGUGACGCCACUGCUUAACCCCCUCAUCUACAGCCUGAAGAACCAGGAGGUGAAGGCAGCUCUGAGGAGGAUGCUGACCAAGAAGCCCAGGCUUAGCUCCUAAGCCAGGCUCC
This is a messenger RNA of Sus scrofa (pig), 943 nucleotides long. RefSeq names its product olfactory receptor 5BS1-like. Gene Ontology annotation, molecular function: G protein-coupled receptor activity; olfactory receptor activity. Gene Ontology annotation, cellular component: membrane. Gene Ontology annotation, biological process: G protein-coupled receptor signaling pathway. NCBI's taxonomy places the organism in Eukaryota, Metazoa, Chordata, Mammalia, Artiodactyla, Suidae. The record is from RefSeq and is a predicted model, not a curated record.